Messenger RNA from Rotaria sp. Silwood2, 561 nucleotides. The record is from the annotation of a GenBank genome assembly. Lineage: Eukaryota; Metazoa; Rotifera; Eurotatoria; Philodinida; Philodinidae.
AUGAAAUUGAUAUCAGACACAAUCGCAGAACAAGUAUUUCGAAUAACACAAUCACAACUUAUUUUACCAUGGACUACUUAUGGUAUCGGUGAAUUAACAAAAGCGAUUUCUGAGAGAGUACAACAUCAUUUUAUUGUUGACGAAAAUCAAAACUCACACACAUAUAGUCAACGUGAAAUGAUUCAUCAUUCUCAACAACAACAAAAAUCAACAAAUAGAAAUAAAUCUGAAAUAUUCGAUGAUAAAGCUAAAAAAUAUAUUAAAGUAGUAAAAAGCGAUCAGCCGACAAAUCUCUCAGAUAUGAUCGGACUUGCUGCUGAGAAUAAUUUUGAUAUAAAAUUAGUUUAUGAUGUCAAUUAUGAAUCUACACAAGAAGAUAAAGAAAAAGGUACUUAUUUUCAACUUAUGUCAGGAGAUGGUACGGUGAUUGAUAUUCCAAGCGAAACUAACAAUUACGGCUAUGCUGUUAUUCAGAAGAUAUUAAAAGAUCGAGGUAUUGAUAAAUCCAUCGAAGAUCUUCAUCAUGAACGUGCACAAAACAUAAUAGAUACUCCUGAAUAA